Molecule: messenger RNA, 803 nt
Organism: Paramormyrops kingsleyae
Lineage: Eukaryota; Metazoa; Chordata; Actinopteri; Osteoglossiformes; Mormyridae
Gene: fuom
Product: fucose mutarotase
Biological process (GO): fucose metabolic process
Molecular function (GO): fucose binding; racemase and epimerase activity, acting on carbohydrates and derivatives
Source: RefSeq, a predicted model, not a curated record
UAGAAAGCGAAAGCACGAAGCCUUUAGAUCGAAUGCGGGUAUACCUGGUACUGGAUUUGCACUGAUAUCGGGGCAUCCCCGGGAUAAUUAAAAUAUCGCGGAAGACAGGACAGUCACACUGAUCUUGAGAGGUUAACCCCGUACGCAAAUCCGUGCUUCCCCACUUCCUGUCUGCCUUCUGAUCUCGAAAAGCAUGGUUGUCCUGAAAGGCAUUCCUUCAGUGCUCUCGCCGGAGCUGUUAUACACCUUGGCAAAAAUGGGCCACGGCGAUGAACUUGUUCUCGCUGAUGCCAAUUUCCCGUCAUCCUCAACCUGCAGACAUGGUCCAGCUGAGAUAAGGAUGGAUGGUCUGAACAUUCCUGAGCUGUUAGGUGCCAUACUGAAGCUCCUCCCCUUGGAUACCUACGUCGAAAGUCCUGCUGCUGUCAUGGACCUGGUGGACAGUGACAAGCAGAGAGGUGUGGCUGUACCUGUGUGGGAGACCUACAGCAGGCUUCUCCAGGAGGCGGGAUGCCAUAAACCUCUAGAAAAAGUGGAGAGGUUUGCCUUUUAUGAGCGGGCCAAAAAUGCCUAUGCCAUUGUGGCAACUGGGGAGACCUCCCUGUACGGUAACCUGAUCAUUACGAAGGGCGUCCUCCCCGCGGAUGAGCUGUGCUGACCGGCGUGGAUCUGCUGUCGGACGGGAGGUGUGGUCCUGCUGCUGUGGGGGGCCGAAAGGGCAGAGCCCUUCAGGAGGAGAUUGUGCCAUUUGAGGGAAGAUGGAAAAUGUCAAUGUUUAUAAAUUAAAGUGCGACGUGAUUAUG